AUGAAUUGUUGUAUUGAUCAUCCUUAAAAAGAAUAUAGUUUGAUAUGUAUAGCUUAACAUUAUUGCCAAAGAAAGUUAUGUUAAGAAUGCUAACAUGAUCAUGGUAUUGAUUCUAAAUAGUUGGUUUCAAUUAAUAAAUUUCAAAAUAAAUUAAAGAAGAGAAUGGAGAAAUUUAACUUAAAUACUUAGAUUAAUUAUAAUAAUUAUAAUGUUCUUCAUUAGAAUUUGAAAUCAUUGAUUGUUUAAACAGAAGAGAUGAUAAAGAAUAUGUGUUAAAAUAUUACAUAAUCAAUUAAUAAUAUUUUCAAAAUUUUAGAAUAAGAAGAUUAAUAAUAUCAUAUUCUUUUAAAUUCUUUUGAUAAUCUGUUAGAAUUAUCAUAUAUAGAUUUAAAUAAAUUAGUAGAAAUAUUAAAUGAUAAGACAUUAGAAAAAUGGAAUGAUUAGAAAGAAUAGAAUAUAAAUUAAUUAAGAAAAGCUUAAUUAUGGUUAUAAAUUGAAUUAGAGAGUUUUUUAAAAAGAUUUAAUUAAGAUUUAAUGAAGGAUAUAGAGUCAUUAAUAAAGUAUAAUUAUAUUAUUAUAAAAUUAGAGUAGAGAAAAAAGUAGAAUCAAUAGAAGAAUACUAUUGGUAAGAAGGUAUAAUAGAACAUGAAUUUUGGGAAUACUCAAACAAUUAUGGUGAUAAAAUACCAGUAAAAUAGAAAUUUACAAUAACGAAAACAAAAGAUAAAGAAAUCAUAUAUACAUAUCCAGGAAUAAACUAAAGAAUGUUAAUAUUUAUAAUAUUUAAGUGAUUAAAUAAAAGAAUUAUGUCUGAAGAAACCUGAAAUAUUACAUAAUAUAGAUUAAAUAAGACAUCUUUAAUGGAUAGGUGAGUAUGGAAACAAUAAUAAAAAAGUUGGAAAAUGGAUAGCUAUAUGGAAAGGGUUAUAAUUAUUUGGUGUGGGAGGAUUAUAUUCAGAUGAUGGUAAAAAGUAAGGUAGAUGGAAAGAAUUAAUUCCUAACUUUUGUGAGUAAUAAUUAAACUAUUUUAGUGAAGCUUAAAUUUUUGAAUCAGGAGAAUAUUUAAAUGAUGAGAGAAAUGGAAUUUGGAAGUAUAUAUAUUCAUCAACAGAAAUGUAUGUGUAUAUUAUAUUUUAAUAUAGUGGUGGUGGUUUGUAUCUUGAAAAUGGAAAAAAGAAUGGAUUAUGGAUAGAGUUAAGUGAUAAUUUUUGGAAGUAUAUAUUAUUUUAAUUCCUUAGCUUAAGUUAAGUUACUUAUCAAGGUGAAUAUGAAUAAGAUAAAAAGUUUGGUAAAUGGAUUAUUAAAUAUCAUAAUGAAUUAAUGUAAUAAAUUUCUAAUCCAUUAUUAAUAGAGGAUAAGGUUAAUUUCUAAAUAAUGGUUUAAAGAAUGGUGAUUGGGUAGAAUAAGCCCCUAAUUUCUAUUGGUAUCUAUUCAAAAUUAAAUAAGUGAUUGUUAAGUUACUUAUAAUGGAAUCUAUAAAAAAGGAAAGAAGAUUGCCAAAUGGGAUAUAAAUUAUAGAUACAAUUCUGAUCAACCAUUUGAAUAGAUGUAAAUUAUUUAUUUAUUUCUUUUAGAGGUGGAGGAAUUUAUGAUGAUCAUAGUUUAAAAACUGGAAAGUGGAUAGAAUUAAGUGAAAAAUUUUAGAAGUAAUUAUUAUUAAUAUCAAUUAUUAUCAUAUUAGUUAAAAAUAAUUAAUUUAUAUUGGAUACUAUCAUAUUGGAAAGAAAUAUGGAAAAUGGGAGGAAAUGGAGAGAUAUAAAUCUGCUAUGAAUAGAGGAUUUUUUAAAAUGUAUUUUCAAUUAUAACUUUUAGUGGAG
Messenger RNA from Paramecium sonneborni, 1817 nucleotides. The record is from the annotation of a GenBank genome assembly. Lineage: Eukaryota; Ciliophora; Oligohymenophorea; Peniculida; Parameciidae.